Maniola jurtina (meadow brown) is the source of this 3964-nucleotide messenger RNA. RefSeq names its product E3 ubiquitin-protein ligase arkadia-like (gene eIF2Bbeta). Gene Ontology annotation, biological process: translational initiation. Gene Ontology annotation, molecular function: translation initiation factor activity; guanyl-nucleotide exchange factor activity. Gene Ontology annotation, cellular component: eukaryotic translation initiation factor 2B complex. The transcript is spliced from 26 exons. The record is from RefSeq and is a predicted model, not a curated record. Bases 170 to 3079 code for a protein of 969 amino acids. Lineage: Eukaryota; Metazoa; Arthropoda; Insecta; Lepidoptera; Nymphalidae.
AAAAACUUCGACAAACAUCAAAAUAUAACCUAAAAUUAUAGUUUCAGCUGACGUUUCAAACUAGAUAAAGUUAAAUUAUUAAUUAUUAAAUUGCUUUAGUUUGGGUUAGUUUCGUUAAUUCUAUGAGAUAAAUAUAAUAUCUAUCAUAUACUGGUCGGUGAUUAUUAUAAUGGCACCUCUAAGAAGCACAGAAUUGGAUGAGAAAAAUAUGGACGGGGUUGUAAAGUUCGUGUCGGCAAUUAGAAGCGGGAAGGUGCAUGGUUCUAAAAACAUAGCGAUUGCAACAGUUGAUCUACUGGAACAGAUCAUCAGUGACUCUGAGGAUACCAAUGCUUUGGCUCUGAUGGGGCGAGUGCGCGCGGCGGGGCGCGAGGCGGCGCGCGCGCUGCCGGCCGAGCUGUCCGCGCACAACAUGGUGCGCCGCGUGCUGCGCGCCGUGCGCGACGAGCAGCGCACGCACGCCAAUCAGAGCGUGGAAGGCGCGGGGGAAUCCCUGCAGCGACUGGUGCUGGCAACGCCGAGCCGGCGCGCCACGCUCGGCCCCUGCGGCCAGGAUCUGCGCGAGCCUAUACGAGAUCACAUCGCAGAGCUUCGCGCAGAAUUGGAUUCCAGUACAUCAUCCAUCUGUUCGCAAGCCAAGGAACACGUUCACGCGGACGAGCUCAUCCUGACCUACGGAGCCUCGAGCCUGGUGGAACGGUUCCUACGCGCCUCGGCCACCAAGCGCUUCCGGCUGCUGCUGGCUGAGAGCACGGAGGUUGCAGAGAGUCACGCGAUGGCAUCACGCUUAGCCACAGCGGGCGUGUCGGUGACCGUCAUAAGCAGUGCAGCCGUAGGGGCGUUAAUGCCAAGAGUUAACAAGGUGGUAGUGGGAGCCCUGGGCGCGCUGGCGGGGGGUGCUGCGCUGGCGCCCGCGGGGCUGCUAGCCGUCACCACUGCGGCCGCGCAUCGCGCCGUUGCUGUGAUCGUGCUGUCUCCCUUGUACAAGCUGUCCCCCUUGCACGCGUGCGAGCGGGACCACUUCAACGCGCUCGCGCCUGCGCACAAAGCGCUGCCUUAUAUGAGUGCAGAGACUGCGCAUGCGCACGUGGUGUGCCCUCAGUACGACCUGGUGCCUCCCGACCACAUCACGCUCUUCAUCACCAACCUGGGAGGAAGCUCACCAUCCUACAUUUACCGUCUGCUGUCGGAGCUUUAUGAUCCAGCGGAUUAUCAACUAGCCCGGUCUUGGUCGCAGAUCGAUACGGUGUGGUAUGGCGCAGCGAUGAGCCAAGGGGGCUCCAGAAGGCCCUACUCCCGCGGGGGCCCACGCUGGCACCCGCGGUACAAGGACUACUGGGACUACGAGCAGAACUACAGCGAUGGCAGCAGUGGAGGCAGUCCGAAGGAGGCAUGCGUGGCCAACUCCCCCCCACCGGUGCCCACCAAGCGACAUCCCCACCACCACGAGCAGAGGAGGAUGAGUGUCGGCGGGGGUGCAGGCGGCUCGCGGCGCGCCGAGCGUCGCACUACCGGCCCCUCAGAACGACGGAGAACAGAACUGCGCGUCAGCCCCGGUGCGGGCGCGGGCCCUUCAGCCGAGUCGCCGCAUCUGCACCACGUCCCGCACCACCAUCAUCAUAUGGACACCAACCCACUGGAAGGUGCAGCACCCAUAGUGGAAUCCGUUGUGAGCGGGGCAGGCUCAUCCGAUGGGGAGCUGUCCAGCAAACCUGGGGACAGCCCCACCAGGAAACGGAGACGGAUCUCGAGGCAUCUGUCAUCAGGGGAGAGCAAUGUAUCGGUGACUGCGCCGCCGGUCGAAAGGCGGACACCGAGGCACCAUUACCAACCACCUCGUCGCGUGCGGUACAUGAGCGGCAACGGUGCGGGCGUGUGGCACGAGCGACUGCUCGAGCAGCACCAACCGCACCCGCCGCACCCGCACCCCGCGCACCCGGCGCACCUGCCGCACGCGCACCACACGCCGCUGCUACUCGACAUCAACCAGAUGUCACUACGAGGCGCGCGGCUCAACGCCCUAGGCGGUGGUAUGGGUUGGCCGCACCCACACGCGGCGCACCCCCACGCGCACCCACACCCGCACGCGCACCCACACGCGCACCCUCAUCGCGAUCACCCUACCAGGACUCAGAUGGGCGGCGUGUAUGCAGCGGGGCUGCAGUACCACGGCAGCUUUGCGCCUCCGCCGCCGCCAAGAGGUCCGUUCGCGUCGCCGCCGCACCCGCACACGCACUAUAUCACCAAUUCGCAACGAGCGGAAGGCGGUCGGCUAGAAAUGAUGGGCAGCGGGGAAGGCACCCUCUCACCCCUACAAGCCCCGCCCGACCUACACCACGCGCCUCUGUUACUCGCGACCGAGGCUCGAGGAGGUCCCUUGGAGUUAAUGGCGCCUCAUCACGCGAGGCACGCGCUCUCGCACCAUCACCACCAACGUCGCAACGGCGGCGGUGUGGGCGUAGGGUCCCAUGUCAGUGUGGGCGUGGGGUCCGCCCAUGUCAGCGUGGGCGUUAUGGGCGCAGGGUCUCGUGCGGCACGGCCCUACGUGCGGGCCGCCCCGCGUUGGGCGACGCAUCCACACGCCCACACUGUACAUCACAUACACGCACAGGGCGGCGGCGGACUGGUGUCUGCGGCGCUGCCGGCGCAGCUGCACGUGGCCUCGCCGCUGUCGUUGCCGCCGCCGCCACCCACCUACCAGGUGUUCCUCAACCUCCUGGCGAUGUUCCCGCUAUCGCCGUACGCGGAGGCCCGUGACGAGGCCGGCGAGUCCCCCGAAACCGAGAACUACGAGGCCUUACUGUCCCUCGCGGAGAGACUCGGCGAGGCUAAGCCUCGGGGCCUCGCGAGGCACGAGAUAGACCUGCUGCCUUCCUACAAGUACUCCGAGCAGACGCAUCAAGGCGAGCAAACGUCGUGCGUCGUGUGCAUGUGCGAGUUUGAAGCGAGACAGACGCUGCGUGUUCUCCCUUGCGCUCACGAGUUCCACGCCAAGUGUGUCGACAAAUGGCUCAGGUCGAAUCGAACGUGCCCUAUAUGCAGAGGGAAUGCAUCAGAAUACUUCAACAAUUCAGAGUGACUCGCGGGAAAAUCUCAUCCUUGCGGCGUUCAUUACAAGGGCGAUUGUCGCUUGUGACGUGCGAUCUAGUGGCACGAAACUUGAGUUACUGUACAUGGAUAUCUUGAAAGGGUCUUAAGACGCGAUUGGACUGACUAGCGGUUGGUUGAAGCAUAAAAUAUCAAAUAUUAACAUAUGAAAUAUUAUCAAGACUUCAAUUCAGCGCAAUAAGUCAUCUAAAAGCGUUAAUAAGUCGAAAGAUUUACUAGACAACGUCUCGUUUCGUGCCAAGCAAUAAUAGCCAUUAGUUGGUGGUGUUAAAGUCGACAUUGUAGUGCCAGGACGUUAGCGAUUGCCAAACAUGUAACAAAGUCAUUUGAUGGUUUUCUAUUUAUUUGCGUGAUUCAGUAAAUAUGGUUAAAUAAACGUAUUAUUGCAGAAAAAAUAAUCGGAUUUGGCAGUAAAAAUGAUUAAAUAGACAAUUUAUAAAGAAAUUUAAAUGACCGAAACAUUGGAGUAAAUAUGCUUUUUGUGAAAACUAAUAAACAGUAACUAUUACAGUAAAUGUUUUCAGUAAAACGUGUUAAAUUUAUUGAAUCUAAAAAUACAUUGAAUAAUUCUGUAAAUAAAUACAUAUUACUGGCAGUAAAAGUAAUUGUUGCUGAAGUGUAGUUUACAUGGAGAGAAUUUUUUUGGGUUUUUUUUUUGUUAACGUUAAAAAAUGGGAAAUCAUCAAAAGUCGAUUAUAAUUUUUUCAUGUUUUCGUUUUGUAUAAUUUUUCAUAGUUACCGGAAUAAAAUCGCCCUUAUUUUUUAAUGUGUAAUAAUUAUUAUAAGAGUAUAUAUUAAUUAUAGAAUAAUAAAAUAGCUGUGCGGCCUUAGUUGUGUGCAUGAGUUGCGUAUAUGU